CUUCGUCAGGUAGACACACGAUUUAGCCUCGCGACACUUCGCGCCAGUCGAGACAUCUUUGUCUAUUGUCUGAAAAUUUCGCCAUUGUCGCACGCUUUCAUCGCUGGCCAGAGACAAUCUUAUAAUUCACGGCGCAUAUACAUUGAACGUGACUGUCAAUAGAAUAGUAAUACUUUUUGUUCGCACCACCUCGACGACUUGCGAACUGGAACAGAUCCUUCCUUGGAUCCUGCCAUUGGCAACGACGCAUCGUAUCAGCCUCCAGCGGAACACAUUAAGCAGAGUAGAUUUCAUCUACCAGCUCUUCCCGAUCGCGUCUGUUCCGAUUGCAUAUCGUUACCCAUGUGACCCAGUUGCACAAGCGCAUUCUCUAUACCAUCGCCGCAUCGCCAGUAUAUCAUACCUACAUCACGCCCUUCGCUAGGUUGCUGGCCCGGUCGAAUUCAUUCAAUCUGAGAAUUCGACUCUUUAGAUACCUACCGCAAUCAUGGGUAUCCCUGCGGCCUUCCGAUGGCUUUCCAACAAGUACCCCAAGAUCAUCUCGCCAGUGAUUGAGGAUAAGCCCAUUGUCAUGGACGAUGGCACCGUUAUUCCUGUGGACAUCACGAGGACGAAUCCCAACGGCGAGGAGUUUGACAAUCUUUACUUGGACAUGAAUGGCAUUGUUCACCCUUGUUCUCAUCCCGAGGACAAGCCUGCGCCCAAGGACGAGGAGGAGAUGAUGCUGGAGAUCUUCAAGUACACCGACCGCGUUGUGAACAUGGUCCGACCAAGGAAGUUACUCUUGAUCGCUAUCGACGGUGUCGCGCCACGUGCCAAGAUGAACCAACAGCGCUCAAGACGAUUUCGAUCAGCGAAGGAGGCCAAAGAGAAGGAGGCAGACAAGCAGGAGCUAUACAAAAUGAUCAAGAAGCAAAAUGGUGGCGUGAUGCCCCCGGAGACGCUUGAGUCAAUGGCUAAGCAGGCUUUCGACUCAAAUACCAUUACUCCUGGAACCCCGUUCAUGGACAUCCUGGCGGGUAGUCUUCGAUACUGGUGUGCCUACAAGUUGAACACUGACCCCGGUUGGGCUAAAAUGAAGGUCAUAAUCUCUGAUGCCACCGUUCCAGGUGAGGGUGAACACAAGAUCAUGGACUUUGUUCGAUCUCAGCGAGCUUCCGCGGACCAUGACCCCAACACGCGACACGUUAUCUACGGGCUUGAUGCUGAUCUCAUCAUGCUCGGCCUCGCAACCCACGAACCCUAUUUCCGUGUUCUCCGUGAAGAUGUCUUCUUCCAGGAAGGCAAGGCGAGGACCUGCAAGUUGUGUGGCCAGAAAGGUCACGAGGCCACCCAGUGCCGAGGUGAGGCCAAAGAAAAAGAUGGUGAGUUUGACGAGAAGGACAAAGCUAUGCCCUUAAAACCCUUCAUUUGGCUACAUGUUUCCGUUCUCCGUGAGUAUCUCGCUGUCGAGCUUGAUGUCCCGGGAUUGCCGUUCCGCUUUGAUGUUGAGCGUGCUAUCGAUGACUGGGUGUUCAUGUGCUCUUUCGUUGGCAACGAUUUUCUUCCACAUCUUCCCGCGCUGGAAAUCCGCGAAAAUGGCAUCGACACUUUGACGGCUAUCUGGCGAGACAAUCUUCCUGUCAUGGGAGGCUAUCUCACCAAGGAUGGCAGCGUCGAUCUGGACAGGGCGCAACUCAUAUUGAAUGGUCUUGCCAAGCAGGAGGAGGCCAUCUUUCGCCGUAGGAGAGCGACCGAAGAGCGACGCGAAGCUGGCCAGAAGCGGAGAAAGCUUAAUGAUGAAAGAAACGGGAGAAACAAUGGCCGCAAUGGCAACAAUGGUGUGCCUAUGGAUCCCCCACAGGCGCUAACCCAUGACAUGAUCAUCAACCGAACCCCUGCUCCAGAUGCUAAUGCAGCGAACAAGAGUGCCGCUGCUGCUCUUAAAAGCCAAAUUCAAGGCUUGAUGGCCAAGGAAAGCACCCAGGAAGCCGCAGAGUCAGAAACGCCGCCAUCUGGGGCCAGCAAGCGUAAGGCUUCCAUGAUCGAGGAUGACGGAGCAAGCACUCCUGGAAGCGAAUCACAAGUCGCUACUCCACCUCCUGUUGUCAAUGUCGACCCAUCUGAAGACACGGUCAAGCUUUGGGAGGACGGCUACGCCGACAGGUACUACGAACAAAAAUUCCACGUUGAUCCGAAGGAUAUCGAGUUCCGACAUAAGGUUGCUCGUGCCUAUGUUGAAGGACUGGCAUGGGUCCUGAGAUACUACUUCCAGGGAUGCCCAGAUUGGGAGUGGUUCUAUCCCUAUCAUUAUGCCCCUUUUGCCCAAGACUUUGUGGACAUUGGCAAAAUGAAGAUCAACUUCGAGAAAGGCCGAAUCUCGAAACCCUUUGAACAGUUGCUCAGUGUGCAGCCUGCAGCAUCGCGACACGUUCUGCCCGAAAUAUUUCACCCUCUCAUGACCGAACCAGAAAGCGAGAUCAUAGACUUCUAUCCCGAAGACUUCGCGAUCGAUCUUAAUGGAAAGAAGAUGGCAUGGCAGGGCGUUGCUCUGCUGCCCUUCAUCGAGAUGCCUCGCCUUCUCGCUGCAGCCGAGAAGAAGUACCCUCUCCUCAGCACGGAGGACGCCGCGCGCAACAAUGUUGGAAAGGAGGUGAUGCUUUUGUCGGAAGCCAACCAAGAGCUUUAUGAUGACAUAAUCAGCCAGUUCUAUUCCAAGAAGCAGGGGUCUCCCGAGUUGAAACUGAAUCCUCGUGUAAGCCAGGGACUAUCUGGCCAGGUCAAGAAGCUGGAUGACUACCUCCCACACGGUUCUCUGGAAUACCCCCUCGAGCGAAAAGCCAUGCCCAGUGUGGACGAUGAUCGGUCAUUGACUGUCCACUACGAGUUUCCUCAGACAAACCAUGCUCAUAAGUCCAUGCUCCUACGCGGUGCGCAGCCUCCUACACCUACCUUGAACCGGAGUGAUAUCGAAGAAUUGAAGGGCAAGCUGCGUCAUUCUGGACGAAGUCACGGCGGUGCCCCCUUUGGUCGCGGAGGUUAUGGUACCAACAACAACCGUGGAGGCAGAGGCGGAGGCAACAUCAACUACGGGCCCGACUCGCGUGGUCAGGGUGGAAGGUCGAAUGGACCGCCUCAUCACAACGGCAAUCAGAACCGAUUCUCAGCGCCCGGCGGUUAUCCUGUACCACCGCCUGGCUGGAUCCCCCCUCCGCCUGGUGUCGCCGGGUUUGGAGCUGGUUUACCACCGCCUCCACCGCCUGCUCAUUACAACAAUGGCCGUGACUCGUAUGGGUACGGUGGCCAAGGUGGAGGCGGCUACGGAGGAAACCAAGGGUACUAUCCUGCUCCACCACAACCACCAUAUAACGGAUAUGGUGGCGGUGGAGGUGGUGGUUCAUAUUAUCCGCCUUCGGGAGGUCAAAAUUCUCGGUCAUACAAUGAUGGACGCGGUGGGUUCCGCGGUGGUCGCAACCACAGAUGAUUCGUUCAUGCUGCUUGGAGCAAAGUACCUUCUGGGUAUCUAAGAAAGGAAAUGGAUGCAAAGGCGCAAAAGCUAUUUUGUUAUAGAUAUAUCAAAUAGCUCAAGCAAAGUUGUAUGAAUAAAAAUUCUCCCUAUUAUCGCCGAUGGAGCAAGCAAGUCGGUGCAGCAGUGAUGCUCCGUACUAGUAUGUCAAUAAAGCAUAGUAUGGACGCGUUGGACUAUCCACGUUCAACUCGAACCUGGGACGUGCAGCAACUCAGGACAACCUCAACGGCUAAAGGUUGUUAGCCCCGCGCCAGGCAUCGACG
Molecule: messenger RNA, 3771 nt
Organism: Pseudomassariella vexata
Lineage: Eukaryota; Fungi; Ascomycota; Sordariomycetes; Amphisphaeriales; Pseudomassariaceae
Product: XRN 5'-3' exonuclease N-terminus-domain-containing protein
Exons: 3
Coding region: 488-3463 (991 amino acids)
Biological process (GO): nuclear-transcribed mRNA catabolic process
Cellular component (GO): nucleus
Molecular function (GO): RNA binding; 5'-3' RNA exonuclease activity; zinc ion binding
Source: RefSeq, a predicted model, not a curated record